Manis javanica (Malayan pangolin) is the source of this 2022-nucleotide messenger RNA. The record is from RefSeq and is a predicted model, not a curated record. Lineage: Eukaryota; Metazoa; Chordata; Mammalia; Pholidota; Manidae.
GGGGCAUCCGGGGGCAUGACGCCCCGGGGCGGGCGUCCUACGGGCACCCUCUGGCCCGGCUCGUGCAGGGGAGGCGCGCUCCGGAAGGCGCCCCGCCUCCCCUCCCGCGGGCGCGCAGCCCCGCCCCGCCCCGCCCCCGCGCUUCCUCCCGGCCCGGGAGCUUCCGCCCUGCGCGGGCCCCGCCGGCGCUCAGCAUGGACGACCCCGACUGCGACUCGACCUGGGAGGAGGACGCGGAGGGGGACGGCCAGGGCCCGAGCUCCGCGGGCAGCGACGACGGCGAGGCCGGCGCCCCGGGGGGCGCGGAGGACGAGGACCAAGACGCGGACGAGCGGGCGGAGCGGCCCGGCGCCCCCCAGGAUGACGGGGGCCCGAAACUGGCGAGCCGUGCGGGACACACGCAGGUACCGGCACCACUACCCGGACUUGGUAGAACAAGACAGCAGUGGUGACAUGCCAAACCUGAGAUUCUACAGAAACAAGAUCCAGUUCCUGCCGAACGGCUGUUUCAUUGAGGAUAUUCUUCGCAACUGGAGGGGGGACUAUGACCUCCUGGAGGACAAUCACUCCUACAUCCAGUGGCUGUUUCCUCUUCGGGAGCCAGGAGUGAACUGGCAUGCCAAGCCCCUCACUCUCCGGGAGGUCGAGGCAUUUAAGAGCUCCACGGAGGUCAGGGAGCGGCUUGUCCAGGCCUAUGAGCUCAUGCUGGGCUUCUACGGGAUCCAGCUCGAGGACCGAGACACGGGCAGGGUGUGCCGAGCCCAGAACUACCAGAAGCGCUUCCAGAACCUCAACCGACAUGGCCACAACAACCUUCGCAUCACGCGCAUCCUCAAGUCGCUGGGCGAGCUGGGCCUGGAGCACUUCCAGGUGCCGCUGGUGCGCUUCUUUCUUGAGGAGACGCUGGUGCGCCAGGAGCUGCCUGGCGUGCGGCAGAGCGCGCUGGACUACUUCGUGUUUACUGUGCGCUGCCGGCACGGGCGCCGCGAGCUGCUGCGCUUCGCCUGGGAGCACUUCCGUCCGCGGUGCAAGUUCGUGUGGGGGCCGCACGACAAGCUGCGGAGGCUCAGGCCACGCUCGCCGCUCCGUCCACCCCUGCUGGUGGGUCCCAGGGAGGCCGAGGGGGAGGAGCGUGGCGGGGACCCCCUCGUCGAGGCUGGUGCCCAGGGUCAUGCCUGUGGGCCUGCCGAAGCCAGAGACAGUGCGGCCGUGGAGCCCCCGGAGGCAGGAGGCCUGAAGGACCAGGGGGAGGAGGCCUGGGGCCUCGGGGAGGAGGGGCCGGCACCCCUGAGCCCCAAGGAGAGCAAGAAGAGGAAGCUGGAGGCGAACCGGCAGCGGCAGCAGGCCCCCGGGGAGCCCCGCCCCCAGAGCGCGUCGGAGGUGGAGACGAUCGCCUUGAACCUGGAGGGCUGCGCCCUCAGCCAGGGCGGCGCUGGUUCCGGGACCCAGGAAAUGGGCAGCCAGGACCCAGGAGAGCCCGAGCAGCCCUGCCCCCGGCCCUUGGGGCCCAAGGGGGCAGAGGAGGUGAGGAAGCGGAGGAAGGUGGACCAGGGAGCCGAGGACGGCCCUGCGGUGUCAGCUGGCAGCAGUGCCCGGAUGCCCAGCCCCGCCUCAUCAGAGCGCCCCACAGCCGGAGAAGGCGAGAAUGGGGCCCCAGAGGAGGCAGACGGCCAGGUGGAGCCGGAGCAGGGAGCCCCCCGGAGCCCAGCCGCCGCAGGGCCCCCAGCAGACCAGAGGGCUGAGGCGGAGCCUUCUGCCAGACCCGAGAAGCCGUGAGAGGGGCACCUGAGCUCUGGGAGCCAAGCCCACUGGGCUCCCUGCUGGUCACGCAGCCCUGGGAAGGCAGGCCCCACCCUCAGGGACAGCCAGGACUACCGCCCUUCCUGUGGCAACCUCGUGUCCCACCUCCCCCUCUGUGCCAUGCCCCCCUGUGAAUUGGCCCUUAAGGGUCUGGGGCUGGGACGGGGGUCCUUUUCUCAGUCUGGUGCUGAGACCUUUUCUGAAUAAAUUCAUUUGACUUUG